Messenger RNA from Mucor velutinosus, 1656 nucleotides. It is a transcript of the gene TMS1, whose product is annotated as Membrane protein tms1. Gene Ontology annotation, cellular component: endoplasmic reticulum. Gene Ontology annotation, molecular function: protein disulfide isomerase activity. The coding region runs from base 1 to 1656 and encodes 551 amino acids. Gene Ontology annotation, biological process: peptidyl-cysteine oxidation. The record is from RefSeq and is a predicted model, not a curated record. The transcript is spliced from 5 exons. NCBI's taxonomy places the organism in Eukaryota, Fungi, Mucoromycota, Mucoromycetes, Mucorales, Mucoraceae.
AUGGUUCAUUUAUUGACUAUAGCAGCCACUGCCAUUCUCGCUGCCAUUGCACACGCUAAAAACUUAAACGACGUUGAUCCUAAAGCCGUUACCUCCUUUAAAGACGGUGCUUUUGUUGUAGAGUAUUAUAGUCCUGAUUGCACUCAUUGUACUGCAUUUGAGCCUAAAUGGGAUCAGCUCGUAAAGGAUCGUCAAAGCAUCGCUACAUUUGCCAGAGUCAACUGUGCCAAACACAAAAAGUUCUGCACGGACAUGGGAAUUUCGCGUAUUCCUACACUUCAAUCAAACUACAACGGUGGUGAAUGGAAGCAAUACGUGGGCGAUUUCUCGAUUGAUACCGUAGACAAAUUCAUCAGAGACAGCGAAAUCAAGCGCAAUGAGCAUGGUAAAAAUGUCGAAUUGACUGAAUCCUCUCAGUUAAAGACCAUCAUUGACAGCAAAGAGCCUUGGUUUGUCAAAUUCUACGCUCCCUGGUGUACCCAUUGUAAGCACCUUGCCCCUACAUGGGAGAAGCUGGCCAAAAAAUUGCAAGGCAAGGUCAAUGUUGCUGAAGUGAACUGCGAAGACAACAAAGCACUGUGCCAAGAAUACAAAAUUGCCGGCCUACCCACUCUCAACUAUUUUGUGCAUGGAGCCACACUGAAAUACACCGGUGAGAGAAAGUUGGAAAAAUUACUGGAUUAUGCUCUUGAUAUGUCUGGCUCUCCUGUGCACAAUGUCGAUACAGACAGUGACUUGGAGACACUUCUCAAGGCAAAUGAUGUCAACUUGGUCUAUGUCCGCGAUCCCAAGAAGGAUACUCAUCAAUUACCUCUCUUGGAGAAGUUUGCACCUGAAUUCAUGGAACACAUCCCCUUUUACACCACCACCGACCACAAAACUGCCAUGCGCUUCAACUUGAAAGAAUCUGAUCUCCCCGCUGCUGUCAUUGUCAAGGACGGCAAUUACCACGUCUUUAGUGAUGCUGAUAUUCAGAACAUUGUGCCUUGGAUCCACAAGGAGCGUCAUCCUCUUGUUACUCGUGUCUUGCCUCACAACUCGAAUGCUAUUUUGAAGGGCAAGGAAGUGGUUGUGCUUGGUAUCACUAAACCAGACGACGCUGAUUCCGAGUUCAAGUUGCGUGAAAUGGCUAAGAUCUACAGGGAUGAACAUAGCGGUAAGGAUAUUACUUUUGCUCUCUUGGACGGUGAGCUUUGGGGCAACUACAUCUACCGUGCGUUUGGCAUCCACAGCCACAAGUUACCUACCAUCAUCGUCUUGGAUCCCAAGAACCAAGUCUACUACGAUAGUCACGCCAACAAGGCCAAGUUUGUUUUGAACAAUCCAGAUGACAUUCUGAAAUCCAUCCAGAAUUUGGAAAAACUGACUGGUAUCUCAACAGCUGCUUCCAAGACCAUGGGUGCGUUGGAUAGAUUCUUUAUCAGCUUUGGAGACCAUUGGAUUCUUUGGACCACCGUUCUCUUUGGUGCAUUGACUGGUGUUUAUUGGUUCUUGGUCAGAGAUGAGCCUACGCCCAUUACUCCUGCAGAGAUCAGAGCACAAGCCAAGAAGGAAGUUGAACAAAGAAACCAAGAAAAGAGACUUCAAGAGGUCAAUGCUGACAAGACAACCGCUGUAGUCGAAAAAACCACUGCUGUUGUUGAGAAGGAUGAUUAA